AUGUGCUCGCGUCUUAUUUUACUUUUUUUACUCAACGUUUCAUUAUUGAGUUGUGUGACAGUGAACCUACAUGAGCAUGGUACAACAAUCACUAGUAAAACAAAAGUCGAGUUACCGCCGUUUCUCGUCAAAUGCAAGCUUAAUGACAUUGCAAUAAUACCAGCACCGGCAGUUAGUGAAAAUAAUGCACGACAUUACUUGAGCAAGCCAAAUGGGAAGGUCAUUAAACUUGAUCUCUCCGAUUUCCGCUCAGAUAAAUUACGCUUCAAUGGCAGAGCUAACGAUAACGUCAGUAACUUCACAAAUGCUGUUAAACCUGCAAAAUACAAACUUUUUAAUGUGAAUCAUGAAAACGCCAAUAGCACAGAUGAUAUAUUUGAAAACAAUCGAAGACAGAUGGGUGCCACAGAGUUCAUGAUGGGCCCUUUCACUGAUGGAGAUUAUGGCAAUUGGGUGCUGAGUGUUUAUUUUACGGAUCUCAACGGAGACACCGUGGAGCUGUUCCGAGUCAUAAGUGUUGAAAUAGUAGAAACAGUACCAGUGCAUUCCUCGUUUCCCAGACUGAAACAAGGUAGCAACUUCAGUUUGAGUUUCGCGUAUCCAAUCAAGGUAGAGACCUGCGAACUUCGCCCUCCAAAAUCAGCUAGUGAUCGAUUUUACGACCGAGAUAAAUCAAGGUUCGAUUUCUGUGGAUACACUGUCCCGAAUGUGACACUAGACGAUGAAGGCCUUUGGAAAAUUGUCGGUGUGGGCAAAAUUGUGUAUGAAACAAAAGUGUAUUUGAAAGUUAGAAAUAAAAAUUUAUAA
Molecule: messenger RNA, 807 nt
Organism: Parnassius mnemosyne (clouded apollo)
Lineage: Eukaryota; Metazoa; Arthropoda; Insecta; Lepidoptera; Papilionidae
Source: the annotation of a GenBank genome assembly